Trichomycterus rosablanca is the source of this 918-nucleotide messenger RNA. RefSeq names its product UTP11 small subunit processome component (gene utp11). NCBI's taxonomy places the organism in Eukaryota, Metazoa, Chordata, Actinopteri, Siluriformes, Trichomycteridae. The coding region runs from base 90 to 851 and encodes 253 amino acids. Gene Ontology annotation, cellular component: small-subunit processome; nucleolus. The transcript is spliced from 8 exons. Gene Ontology annotation, biological process: rRNA processing. The record is from RefSeq and is a predicted model, not a curated record.
UGAAGCAGUUACCGGUAGGAUUACACUAGCUGUUCAGCUGAUCAAGUCAUUUCUUACUGCUGUGGGAUUGUACAUCAGUAUUAACAGACAUGUCUUCGUUUAGAAAAGCCCUGAAAUCCAAACAGCGAGAUCACAAAGAGCGAUCUCAGCCGGGGUCCAGAAAACAUUUAGGACUGUUGGAGAAGAAGAAGGAUUACAAACUUCGUGCAGAUGACUACCAUCGUAAACAGAAGACCCUUAAUGCCUUACGUAAGAAGGCAAUGGACAAGAACCCAGAUGAAUUUUACUAUAAAAUGAUAAACACUCAGUUAAAGGAUGGUGUGCAUGUGAAUAAACCAAAACCAGAGGAAGAAAUGACUGAGGAGCAGAAGAAAGUCAUGAGAACUCAGGAUAUUGGAUAUGUGGAGAUGAAAAGGGUGGCAGAGGCGAAGAAAAUCGAGAGAUUAAAGUCUGAACUGCAUCUUUUGGACGCAAAUGGUAAAAAGAAAAACAAUCAUGUCUUUUUUGUGGAUACCAAAAAGCAAGUGGCAGAUUUUGACCUAGUCACACACCUGAACACAGUACCUGAGCUGGUAGACAGAGUUUAUAACAGACCUACAGUGGACACUCUAAUAAACAAGAAGAUUCUGGGAGCUGUGACUUCACGGGAAUUGAAGAGUCUGGCCAAGCAGAGAAAGGUUCGGUAUGAGGAACUUUCCCAGCGUAUUGACAGAGAGAAAAAAAUGUUUGUCAUCAGCCAAAAGAUCCAAACUCGCAAAGACCUUCAGGACAAGAACAAGAAAGUAAAAGUGCGAAAGGAGACGUCCAGUGCUCCGGCUAUCUACAAAUUUGAAGCCAGGAGGAAAAGAUAAUAUUUAAUAACCAUCUGUCUAAAUGUAUUAUUUUGAUUACUUGAUUAAAACAGCACCAUGUUACAAA